This is a messenger RNA of Strongylus vulgaris, 1008 nucleotides long. The record is from the annotation of a GenBank genome assembly. Lineage: Eukaryota; Metazoa; Nematoda; Chromadorea; Rhabditida; Strongylidae.
AUGCUAUUUGUCUUGAUGAGUAUACGGUCAAAAUAUACAUUGUUUACAGGAUUCCCAAUCCAAUGUUGGGUUCCAGCUACGUUUACCGAUGCUAUGGAGCAAUAUACGGAAAACUACUGUUGGGUACAAAAUACCUAUUGGGUUCCAAUGCAGGUAUGCGCGAAAUAUAAUCAAAUUUUGAAGAUAUCGGAUGCUAUUUUGCGUAUAGCAGCGAAGAAAAUAUAUGUUUAUGCUGUAUACGUUCAGGAGGAUAUUCCCCGCGAAAUUUACUCACGUCGCAAUCGGCAAAUUGGUUAUUAUCAGUGGGUGCCUUUCAUACUGGCAAUAGAAGCGCUUCUUUUCUAUGUGCCGUGCAUACUUUGGAGAGGACUGCUUUAUUGGCACAGUGGAAUCAAUUUGCAAGGUCUCGUUCAAAUGGCAUGCGAUGCUCGUCUAAUGGAUUCUGAAGUGAAGACGAGAACCGUCUACACUAUGGCGCGGCAUAUGCAGGACGAAGUGCAGUUGACAAACGUCGACCGAAGCGGGCAUUCGCGAACAUGCUUCACCCAUAUGCAAGUAGGAGCGAAUUGUGGUCGACAUUGCGGCUGCUACGUCACUAUGCUAUAUAUUGGUAUAAAAAUUCUAUAUUCUGCCAAUGUUCUGCUGCAAUUUUUUCUUUUGAAUCAUCUGCUCGGCUCGAAUGACCUAGCUUAUGGCUUCUCAUUAUUGAAGGACCUUAUGCAUGAAAUCGAAUGGGAACAAACGGGGAUGUUCCCUCGCGUAACGCUUUGCGAUUUCGAGGCAAUAUACUGGAAGCAUACUUGCACUUUGUCCCAAGCAUUUAAGGGUAUGUCAUUUGUUCGGAAGUACUUACGUGUACUUGCCGAUCAUCCGGCUAAACCUAUUGCUGACGACGUAACUCUGCGGAAGUUCACCAACAACUUCCUGCGAAAAGACGACUUUAACAAUGUGGAUCGUUCGCCGACGCAGUUUUGGGAUGCCGAACACGGCCAAGGCACCCUCGAUUAG